Plasmodium knowlesi strain H is the source of this 1050-nucleotide messenger RNA. Its product is annotated as ribonucleoside-diphosphate reductase small chain, putative. Gene Ontology annotation, molecular function: oxidoreductase activity. The record is from RefSeq and is a predicted model, not a curated record. NCBI's taxonomy places the organism in Eukaryota, Apicomplexa, Aconoidasida, Haemosporida, Plasmodiidae. Gene Ontology annotation, biological process: deoxyribonucleotide biosynthetic process. The transcript has a single exon. The coding region runs from base 1 to 1050 and encodes 349 amino acids.
AUGGCGGACGUGCUGAACAUUUCGAAGGUUCCGAUUUUUUCAAAAAAGGAAAAGGCAUUUAGCGAUUUGCAAAAAAGCAAAGAGGCCAAUGAGAAGAUUCUGAGUAAAGAGACAGACCGAUUUACCUUGUACCCCAUUUUGUACCCAGACGUUUGGGAUUUUUACAAGAAAGCGGAAGCCUCCUUCUGGACAGCUGAGGAAAUUGACUUGUCCAGCGAUUUAAAAGAUUUCGAAAAAUUAAAUGAAAAUGAAAAACACUUCAUAAAACAUGUGUUGGCCUUUUUUGCAGCCAGUGAUGGAAUAGUGUUGGAAAAUUUAGCGAGCAAAUUUUUACGCCAAGUGCAAAUAACGGAGGCAAAGAAAUUUUAUUCCUUCCAGAUUGCCGUUGAAAAUAUUCAUUCGGAGACCUAUAGCUUGUUAAUAGACAACUACAUAAAGGAUGAGAAGGAGAGAAUGAAUCUAUUUCACGCUAUUGAGAACAUCCCCGCUGUGAAGAACAAAGCUCUGUGGGCUGCCAAGUGGAUAAACGACACGAACUCCUUUGCCGAAAGGAUAGUAGCGAAUGCGUGUGUAGAGGGUAUUUUAUUUAGUGGAAGUUUCUGUGCCAUUUUUUGGUUUAAAAAGCAGAACAAGUUACAUGGACUCACAUUCAGUAACGAACUAAUUAGUCGGGAUGAGGGAUUACACACAGAUUUUAAUUGUCUGAUUUAUAGCCUUCUGGAAAAUAAAUUGCCGGAAGAAGUGGUCCAGAAUAUUGUGAAGGAGGCCGUAGAGGUAGAACGCUCUUUUAUUUGUGAAUCAUUACCUUGCGAUUUAAUUGGGAUGAACUCAAGAUUAAUGUCACAAUACAUUGAAUUCGUGGCGGAUAGAUUGUUGGAGUGUCUGGGGUCUCGGAAAAUUUUUCAUGCAAAGAACCCCUUCAACUGGAUGGACCUCAUAUCUCUGCAGGGAAAGACCAACUUCUUCGAGAAACGUGUCGCUGAUUAUCAGAAAUCUGGAGUCAUGGCACAGAGAAAGGAUCAAGUCUUUUGCCUAAACAGUGACUUCUGA